AUGUUUUACUCUCACCAACUUCUUGCUCGAAAGGCUCCACUCGGCCAAAUAUGGAUGGCCGCCACUAUGCACGCGAAGAUGAACAGGAAAAAGCUAGACAAGCUCAAUAUCAUCAAGAUCUGCGAAGAGAUUCUGAACCCAUCGAUUCCCAUGGCUCUUAGACUUUCUGGAAUUCUCAUGGGAGGAGUAGUGAUUGUCUAUGAGAGAAAAGUGAAGCUACUUUAUGAUGACGUUACCCGUUUUCUGGUUGAGAUAAACGAAGCCUGGAAGGUCAAGAGUGUUCCAGAUCCUACACUGCUCCCCAAAGGAAAAUCUAAAGCAAAGAAAGAGGCUGUUACUCUGCCAGAGAACUGCGAGCUAAAUGCGGCUGAUAUUGAACAGUCCCUUAAGUUUCCCAACACAGCCACAGCAACGGGAUUCCAAGAUGGCGCCUAUUUUACCAUGCGACUUGAUAAUGUGGAUGAAUCUUUCGUUAGUAAUGGAGCAAGAGGGGAGACAGAUCCAUCAGACUUUCUCCAUCAAGCUGAUCCAGAGAACAUUACCUUAUUUGAACGUUUUGAGUCAUUCAAAGCUAGUGCGGAUCCUUACAAUCACUUUGAGAGGUUUGAUAUCGAAGGAGACGAGGAAACGCACGUAAACAUAACUUCUGGAUAUUACAAUCAAGUGCUUUCCACCCUUAUACCCUCACCACGCCAGCAUGAUACCGAGAGAGGUAGUAUAAUUGUUUAAGUACAACAAUCAGCAUGAAUAUUAGAAAAAAAAAAAUCGACCAACUUUAGAAAUGCAAUGCAACAGGAACAUAGAAGGCGGAGGCCAAAUAAGAGAAAAAGAAAACAAUCAGCGACAACCUUAAUGGAUUAUGAGCAAACCAUUAUUCCUGUUCACAUAUACCAACAUUGGCUUCAAAAUGCUUCUGAUAUUGUCUCCAGAAGGGGAAGAAAUAAAAAGCGAACUAAUAUCAUAUCUUCAAUAAAGAUAUCAAGCCUCAUGAAGCUGCCACCCGUUGUGCUAAUUGGUGAUUUAUUUACCAGUGAAAAUAACGAUAUAUAUUAUCCAGCACCUAUUCUGAAUUUAUGGAUGAAGAGCACUCAACCACCCCAUGAUUCGCAUUCAGGUCAACCUUUUGAAGAUUAUGACAGUAGGCUAGAUCACCAGGCAACUCCAAUAGAAAAGCAGCGGAACAAUAUCCUCAUGGAUGAACAGAUGGCUAACUUUUUGAGAGGACCUGAAGCUACUCCACGGGUCUCAUUAGUGAAAGCUAGAGACAGUGUGCAUUCAUCUCCAAGACCAGCAUCUGAGCAUGAUCCCGCCUCACAUUCAGACUUUGAUUCAGGAAGAUUCAAAAAGAAAAGGUAUUCAUCAUCCGGAAAUAGCAGUGGAGGCCUUGAACCGGUAGUUGAGAACGUAAAUUUCAACUUGUCUAGACUGUCCGAAGAUGAUCCCGCACCUGAUCAAGAACUACUAGUGGAAACAGGACCCACGCAAACACAAGUAAACAUCAAUCAUCCUAGUGACAAGAUAACCGGCUCCAUCCAAGCGCAGAUGAAGGCACAUUUCGACAUGCCUGGAGCUCCUCCAGUUGAAUCUCUUGAUAUCUUAGCUGCUGGAAUGACCCGACACUCAGCAGCACAACUUUUUUAUCAAAUUUGUGUUCUUGCUUCCCGCGAUGUCUUGAAAGUUGAGCAAAAGGUGUCUUAUGGGGAGAUUCUCUUCUCUAAAGGAUCAAAAAUGUGAUGAAGGUUCGGUUCCCCCC
This is a messenger RNA of Abrus precatorius (Indian licorice), 1753 nucleotides long. Its product is annotated as sister chromatid cohesion 1 protein 1. Gene Ontology annotation, cellular component: cohesin complex; synaptonemal complex. The transcript is spliced from 18 exons. Gene Ontology annotation, molecular function: chromatin binding; protein binding. The record is from RefSeq and is a predicted model, not a curated record. Gene Ontology annotation, biological process: mitotic sister chromatid cohesion; synaptonemal complex assembly; replication-born double-strand break repair via sister chromatid exchange. NCBI's taxonomy places the organism in Eukaryota, Viridiplantae, Streptophyta, Magnoliopsida, Fabales, Fabaceae.